AUGACCAUCUUUGUUUGGAUUUACCUCACUGACCCAUCGUCGCCAGUAUUGUUCAAGGCUGGUGAUGAUGAUUUUGUGUCCGAUGUCAAAGACUAUGCAUUGACCAAGUUCGGUCCCUUGCAAGGGAAACAAGUUGAUGCUUUUGAUCUUGUUCCCUACUCUACAGAUCAAAAUGCCUCCCCUGUACUGUCAACUCAGACUCCUUUGAGUCAACUGGUACCUCUAGGCAAGCAAGGAGCCCUCCAAAUCAUAUUGAAGACCCCUGCUGCCAUUAUAGGAUCACCUCAUGGCGAGGCUUCACCAAAAUCAACCCUCACAUAUGAUGGAAUUCAAUUCGCUGACUCUGGCAUUGUUAAGAGAGAGAAGACAAUCAAGAAGGUCAUAGAGGUGGUCAAAUCAAACAAGGUCACACUCCUAAGAGCUCCUCCAUACACUGGCAAGACCUCCCUUGGCCAACUGCUGGAGCAGCACCUCAAAGAGAUGAUUGUGCUCGAAGAGAAGAAACGCCACUAUGUCAGAAGAAUCUCAUGGACUGCACCAUCCACAUCAUUGGAGCAGCUUUGGUGCCUCUACACAGGCCAGACACUAAAUGAAUGGUUGAUGAUAUCCAAAUUUCGCCCUGUGUAUCUUAUCAUGGACGAAGCACACUCCAUCUUCUCGGAAGAGAGCGAGUGGGGCAAACUAGUAUGGCCAAAGAUCAAGUCCACAGAGUCAACAAAUCUUCACAUCAUACUGUUGGCAGGCUAUGGAGAAACAUCGGUCAGCUCCAUCAUCAGCACACCAUUGGAUCUAAAGAGCUCUCCUCUUGCUUCUCUGGACAUCAACUCCCUUCUCCUUACACAUGCCGAGUUCAACGAGAUGAUCAACAACAACUUUGACAAGAUCUAUGGUGCACCCAUUCCAACAACCGCAGCAGAGUGGAUCUAUUCAAACACAAAUGGACAUGUUGGGCUGGCCAGAAGAAUAGUGGACGAUCUCAAAGGCAAGUUCGGAGAGAAGCUUCGCCUACUCGCAACUGGAAAGCUCGAACUACAACAAGGCGAUCCAACUCUCGAAGAGUCUAUCAUGAAGCAUCUGUUGUCAAAGGACCUUUCAGACACGAUCAGUGACUCGAGAGCAGCACCCCUUGUCAGGAAGAUGUCUGAUGAUCAGUUAACCAUCUUGGACUCUGUUGUCAACGGAGCCUAUGUCCCCUCCGAUGCUGAUACCGUACCCUUGUUCACUCUCAUCAAGCAUGGAUACCUCACACGUCAAGGCAGUAAUGUGAUAUUCCCCUCCCCACUCUACUACCGGUGCUACUUUUCUCAGCGAUUCAAGGCUCCAACCUUCAGUGACAUCAUCGUUAAAACGAGCCAGUUCGAUUUUUUCGUUGAAACAUGCCUCAAGUUAUUCAGGCCCCAACAAGUGUCAACUCGAUUCUCCAGACAUGUCAAGCUUGGCAAUCAAACUACACAACCUUUGGAGGUUGUCUGGCAGAUGGAGUUCUACUACGCAUCAUCUCUCAUUAUUGGUCCAACUGAAGUUGCCCCUAGCGUUGGCAGAGCUUUUGGAUCAAGUGGAUUCUUGGACUUCUACAUUGACACCAUUUACAAAUGGGGGUUCGAAUUGGUCAGCGAAGGUUCCGACAUUGAUGAACACAUCAGGAGGUUCGAUCCCUCAUCGGGCAGAUAUCGCAGCCUUUUGUCGAUGAUCAACAGAUGGGCAGUUAUCGACUUUAGAAGUGCCAAGACAUAUGAGAACAAAUCUCUUACGGUCAACGAUAGCAACCUUUGGGUUAUACUCUACUCUGAAGAUUUCAAGACGUACACUAUCCAUCGACAUGGUCAACCCCCAAAGGUCAUCCCCUCUCCCUAG
Acytostelium subglobosum LB1 is the source of this 1854-nucleotide messenger RNA. RefSeq lists its product as hypothetical. The record is from RefSeq and is a predicted model, not a curated record. NCBI's taxonomy places the organism in Eukaryota, Evosea, Eumycetozoa, Acytosteliales, Acytosteliaceae. The transcript has 3 exons. The coding region runs from base 1 to 1854 and encodes 617 amino acids.